This is a messenger RNA of Cyphellophora europaea CBS 101466, 765 nucleotides long. RefSeq lists its product as uncharacterized. The transcript is spliced from 4 exons. The record is from RefSeq and is a predicted model, not a curated record. NCBI's taxonomy places the organism in Eukaryota, Fungi, Ascomycota, Eurotiomycetes, Chaetothyriales, Cyphellophoraceae. The coding region runs from base 1 to 765 and encodes 254 amino acids.
AUGUCUCCUCAAACCACUAUCGCAGACUUGGAAGCUCGUGUCGCCACAGCUGAGCGUCUUGCCCAGCGUGCCCACGACCGCGGCGCUGUGGAGAAUCUUUUCAGCAAGUACAUGCAUCUUCACAAUGUCUUCCAGGAUGAGCAGAUCAAGCCUCUUUGGGUCUCUCGAGGAACGCCUGGUAUUCACGCCCAGUACACCAACGUCGGCGUUUAUACCGAUUAUGACAGUGUCAUGGCGUACCAUACGGGCCGUCCAUCGCCAAAAGGCAAGCUGAUCCUACACGAGACCACGACUCCUCUCAUCGAGGUUGCCGAGGAUGGACAAACUGCCCAGGGGUUCUGGUUGAUGGCCGGUGUCGAAUCCGGGUUGUCAGACCCGAAGAACGUCGGUGCCAUGCCCGAGGACUUGUAUGAGCCUCAAGACAAGAACGUCAGCGACAGACGUGUCUGGGCUCACUGGGUCUGGUGCCAGUACGGCCUUGACUUUCUGAAGCAAGAUGGCGAGUGGAAGAUUUGGCACUUCAGGUGUCUUGAGGUUGCACGAGCUCCUUACAGUGAGAACUGGAUCACCUUCGCCUCGAAGAACCAAGUUGCGUUUGAGAAGGAUCUUGCGUACUUUGGAGAUGACGGCAGAGCAGUCUUCAUGCCAACGCCAGACCAGCCGGCGGAGAAGAAAGCCGACAUUUACGGACCGGACCGUAGCCGCAAGCUGGACGUUCCUCUACCACGACCAUAUAAGACGUUCAGUGAAGUUGAGGAGUAUUGA